Messenger RNA from Kogia breviceps (pygmy sperm whale), 771 nucleotides. RefSeq names its product amelotin (gene AMTN). NCBI's taxonomy places the organism in Eukaryota, Metazoa, Chordata, Mammalia, Artiodactyla, Physeteridae. The record is from RefSeq and is a predicted model, not a curated record. Gene Ontology annotation, cellular component: cell-cell junction; basement membrane. The transcript is spliced from 9 exons. Gene Ontology annotation, biological process: positive regulation of enamel mineralization; odontogenesis of dentin-containing tooth. The coding region runs from base 1 to 771 and encodes 256 amino acids.
AUGAAGACUACGAUUCUACUGUUUUGUCUUCUAGGAUCAACUCUGUCAUUACCAAUGCAGCUCAACCCUUCUUUGGUACUUCCUCCAACAAAGCUGGUUCCAGAUCAGGCAACACUGCUAAACCAACAAAAGCCAAAUCAGGUCUUCCCUUCUUUAAGUCUAAUUCCAUUGACACAGAUGCUCACACUAGGGUCAGACCUGCAACUGCUAAAUCCUGCUGCAGGGAUGGCACCUGGUAGCCAGACCCUCCCAUUGACCCUGGGGGGAUUGAAGAUACAGCAGCAGGUGCAACCACAAGUGUUACCAGUUAUUGUAGCACACCUUGGAGCCCAGGGUGUUAUCCUAAGCUCAGAGGAAUUGGAUUCCAGCAACCCCCAAAUCUUAACAGGAUUUAUCUUCCAUCCCUUGUUUCCCGGAGCCAUCCUGCCCACCAAUCAGGCUACUCCAGAUGUCCAGAAUGGAAUCCUUCCUGCAGGACAAGCAGGAGCAAAUCCUGCCAUCCAGGGAACCCCAGAGGGCCCCUUCCCAACUACCAGUGGCACAGAUGAUGACUUUGCAGAGACCACCCCUGCAGGCAUACAAACGGGCACACACACCACUGAGGAAACCACCACAGGGUCACCAAAAGAGAGUGUAGGAAAGUUUCAGGGAGGUAGAAAAGAGUACCAACCGACAACUGUGUCCUUAGAACAUAAUGAAUAUCUCAGAGCCUAUACUUUGAAAUCACCAAACAAGGCUGCUGAUAAUAACUACCCUGUCUCAUACAGUUGA